Chenopodium quinoa (quinoa) is the source of this 829-nucleotide messenger RNA. RefSeq lists its product as uncharacterized. The transcript has 4 exons. NCBI's taxonomy places the organism in Eukaryota, Viridiplantae, Streptophyta, Magnoliopsida, Caryophyllales, Amaranthaceae. The record is from RefSeq and is a predicted model, not a curated record. The coding region runs from base 381 to 764 and encodes 127 amino acids.
GAGAUGAUGUUGAAGUGACAAAUUGUGUCAUAGAUGGAUGGGCAAGGUUUCUUAAUCAUAAAAAGCCGAGAAACAAGAUUUAUUUCUCAACAGUGCUUCAUCACAUUAUGUGCACAAAUAGAGUUUGUCGAGAAGGAUCAUCAAUGAAGACAAGAAUUAAUGCCUUCAUAGAAAGAAUUGACAAUGAACUGAAGUUGAAUAAAAUUGGCAGCAUUGUUGGAUAUAAACAAGUAUUAAUUCUUGUUUAAUACAAAUGUUCAAUUACAUUCAAUAUAUUGUCCAAUAACAUUAUAUAAUUUGUUCAGGUCUUCUUCCCAGUAUCAACUUCUCAACAUUUUUUUCUGUUGUGCGUCAAUCAUAUAGAAGACAAAAUUCAUAUAAUGGACAAUAGAAAACUACCAAAAAAGGUAUCAGUCCAAGCAAAAUAUGAAGAACAACCAAAAAUGAUGUUAAAAGGAUUGGCAGAGUACAUGAAACACCUUGGAUAUCAAGAUGCAAAAAGAAUUGAAGACUACACAGUUGUUUUGGAAAAGAUGAAAUGGCGUAGCAACAAUGACUAUACAAACUGUGGAGUUUACAUUAUGAAGCAUAUGGAAACCUUCACUGCUGAUCCUAAUGAGAGCUGGAUUUGUGAUUUAAAACCAAACAAUGUGGAACAAAUUAGAAAGCUAAGGCUCCAAUACACAGCAGAACUGAUGUUAUUUGAAGAAAACACUGAAUUAAGAGCAAAUAGAGGGAAAGCUAGAAAAUUUGCAACUUUGUAGUUUCAAAUGUUCAUUUACAACUAUGUAUAUGUUCAUUUCUUAUAUAUGACUAUUUUUUUUUUUUA